Dracunculus medinensis (Guinea worm) is the source of this 453-nucleotide messenger RNA. The record is from the annotation of a GenBank genome assembly. NCBI's taxonomy places the organism in Eukaryota, Metazoa, Nematoda, Chromadorea, Rhabditida, Dracunculidae.
AUGGAAGCCGAAUACACCAAUUCAUUAAUUUCUGUUAUAGUGGCGGAAUUGUUGCGAGGGUUGUGUUGGCAUCUUCUAUUGUAUUAUCUGAUUCCAUAUGCUCGAUCCGAAGCGCAUAUUCAUGAAUUACUUGAAUAUAUUUGUGAUAAAAGUAAAGAAUAUUCGAUUGUCACUCAUCCGAUUACUGGCAAAUCAGUUUACGUUCGUAAAGAUUCUACUUCUCGUGUCGGUAGCGUUGAUAAAACAGUUCUAUCAAAACUUAAUGCGGCGUGUAGUGAUUUUUUGGAUGAUCACGAAGAAGAACUUGUGAAUUUCAUGAAAAUUGUACAAAAUGAACCAGUCAGAGAAUUCUGCCAUCGACGACUAAAUAUUUGUACAUCGGUAGAUGUAACUCCUUUUCCUGAUUUAAUUAACGAAUCAGCUCGACAUUUCGAUGAAAGCCAUGAAUUAUAA